This is a messenger RNA of Didymodactylos carnosus, 417 nucleotides long. The record is from the annotation of a GenBank genome assembly. Lineage: Eukaryota; Metazoa; Rotifera; Eurotatoria; Philodinida; Philodinidae.
AUGAAUUAUCUUCUCAGGUAUCCAUUAUCAUUUAUUGAGAAACAAUUCCAAAAGUUUUCUUCCGACUAUCUAUCUACAACAUCAUUUAUACCGUUGAUUGAUGAUGAGAAACAAUAUUUUCUUCUGCGAAACAAACUAUUUCAUCGACAAACAGCUGAAGAAUCGAAAUCAAAUCUGAACUACAUUGCAAGUAACUUUGAUCCACAACAGGUCACAACCGCUACUACCACCAAUAUCAGUACAAAAUCAUCGAUGGCAGCAACUGCUAAAGUCAAAAAAUACGAAGAUAAAUUAAUCUUCCAUUAUACACAUGAAAAACGUUUCCACUCAUUUAAACGAGACAUGCAAAAACUUUAUAAAGAUCAUUUUCGGAGAUCCAUCGGCCAUGAUUAUAAAAAUGGUGGUGAGCAAUCGUAA